AUGCACACCGUACAGCGGCUCUCUGCCUCGACCAUCUCAGCGUUGUGGUGUUGGCGAUGGGAUCCUUCGGUCAAGGCCGCGACCUAUCAUGUAGGCUUUUCUUCCUUUUGUUUUGGGUGUUAUCGACGGAAACGCUGCUCACUCAGCACAGAGUUCCAGACUUUUUGCGAGCUUAUCGUGUCUGCUGCUCGAUCGAAGCCUCGACUUCGGCUCUUCCGCCCUGGCCCUGGAAAGGCUGCUAUUGGGUUCUGGACCUGA
Messenger RNA from Pseudozyma hubeiensis SY62, 258 nucleotides. RefSeq lists its product as hypothetical. Lineage: Eukaryota; Fungi; Basidiomycota; Ustilaginomycetes; Ustilaginales; Ustilaginaceae. The transcript has a single exon. The coding region runs from base 1 to 258 and encodes 85 amino acids. The record is from RefSeq and is a predicted model, not a curated record.